UUUUUUUAUAUAUUAUUAAUGACAUCAUUAGCUGUAAAAUCUAGUCAAACUGAAGGUCAUGUGUUAAUAUAAAGAAACAUUUCAUUCACACAUGAAAACAAAAGAGCAAGCUUGAUGUAGAUCCAUUACUGUCAGGAGAAACACACCUUAUGUGUGUAUACUUCAGCUAAAUCAUAUAGUGUGAUUGUUAAAUAAUCAUUUCAAAUGUGAUGUAACCAUAUAUCAUCAAUGCUGCUUAGCUUAAAUUAAACCAUCAAAGCAUGUAAUGCAUCUAAAAAGUGAAUUUGAAUUUAUGAUGUGUUUAUUAAACAGUAAUAACGUUUUGUUGUAUACUUUAUAAUGUAUUAUAUUAUAUUAAACUGUUGUUCCUAGCUGCUAAAUGUUUUUGAACCGUACCAAAAUAUAUGGUAAACACAGUAUUUUCUGCAGUUUAUCAGUUCAGUAAACUUUGCUACUGAAAACUUUUCUGUAGCCUAAAAUAUAAAGAAGUAUAGGAUGGAUAAAAGCAUAAAAACUGGCUUCUAUAAAAUAUACCAGUGUAACAUACAGGUCAUCUAGGUCAGUCAAUCAUAAAAGAUAAGAGAUACAGGUAAUGUGACGUCAUUCUGGACGCGCUGGAAGUGCCACCGGAGAAACUGCGCGUGUCGGUGUUGAGCUGUCAAUCAAAGUGAAAGUGCGCUGUUGUGACUCAAUAACACAACAGAGUAUCACAUCACAGACACACAAACAUCUGAACAUCAAACCGCUCCUAGUAAAAUAUGGGCAUCGUCUUCUCUCUUUUACUUCGUCCUUCCAAAAAACAGACGAAAUUGCUUAUGCUUGGUCUGGAUGCAGCAGGAAAGACAACAGUCCUCUACAAACUCAAAGUUGGUGAAGUUGUCACAACCAUUCCAACUAUUGGUUUUAAUGUGGAGACGGUUGAGCAUAAGAACAUCUCCUUCACUGUUUGGGAUGUUGGUGGUCAGACCAAAAUUCGAAGCCUCUGGAGACAUUACUAUUCAAACACUGAGGGUUUGAUCUUUGUGGUGGACAGCAGUGAUCUUGAGAGAAUUGAGACAGCAGCAGCAGAACUCAAUAUGAUGCUCCAGGAGGAUGAGAUGAGAGAUGUCGCUUUGCUUGUACUUGCUAACAAGCAGGAUUUACCCAAAGCCAUGUCGAGUCAUCAGCUGGCAGACAGAUUGGGUUUACAUGUACUCAUAGACAGACAGUGGUACGUUCAGCCAACCUGUGCAGUUCUAGGAUCAGGUUUAUAUGAAGGACUGGAAUGGCUCUCUGAACAGCUAACCAAAAGAUAACCAAUGUCAAACUUUAUUUUUCAUCUGUUAGUAGCCUGAACUGUUUGUGAAGAAAAUACGAGAUCCUGAUUUCUGUCCAAAACCGAGUUUUAAAUGAUGCACUUUUCUGUAUGUUACAUUCAGUAUAUUACUGUUACAUAAAUCUGGAGAUUUUGUUUUGUUAUGAAAGGUCUGGCCUGAAUUAGUAGGCUAUAUGUAUUUUAUAUGAAUUUUUGCCUGAAUAUUUUUCUAAUAAAGGACA
Misgurnus anguillicaudatus (oriental weatherfish) is the source of this 1536-nucleotide messenger RNA. Lineage: Eukaryota; Metazoa; Chordata; Actinopteri; Cypriniformes; Cobitidae. The record is from RefSeq and is a predicted model, not a curated record.